UAAGAAACUUCAUUCACGAAGUUCGUCAUUCUGAGAUUUCGAAGUCGUCGGUCGGGAUGGAGAAAGGCCUUCCUUGCAGGCCUUGCCAGUGUGGAAUUCUAAUCACCAUUGCUGCAACCUUGUUUUCGUUCUUCGUAAUUCAGCUGGCCAACGUAGACCUGAAGGGCCGAUCGUUGUGCCUGCUUCCAGAUGGCCUCAAAUCCAAGCACAGUUGUUACGCUCUCGUCCCUCCUGAAGGAAAUCGCAAUGUGAGUGGCCUGCAAGAGAAGCUGACGGCGAAUGUCACGGUGGCAAGAAGAAAGAAAAGGGACCCUGUGCAGUGGACGGAGGCUGCUCAUGUGAUGAUCUACGAUGCCAUAACACAACUCCAGCAUCCGCAAUCAUGCGAUGACGCGAAGCUUAUGGUCGUGGAGGCUGACGUUAGCGGUAACAAAGCAGUUCGAUUUUACGCAUUCUGAUGCUAACGCUGGCAGGAAAAGCCAUAACACAAAAUGCGUGCAGGUCUCAUGUGGAACUUCCAGUCCUUCGUCCGGGCAUUAUCGCUUGGUAUGAAGCUGAAUCGCACAGUGAUUCCAGCUCCGCGAAGACUUGGAGGAAAGCGUUGGGAGUAUGCUACAUUUGAUGGCUGCGACGAGAAGCACUUGAGUUGCUAUUUUCCAGAUAUAACGACCUGCAAGAUGCCUGACGACCUCAACUCGACAAUUUCUUGGAGGCCCUGGAACUUCACAUGCAAUGGACAGUGCGACAUGGACCGUUUGGUCGAAAUCUCAAAUGAAAGGGUCAUUUACCUGGAGCCGAUGAAUGGAGCUUAUCCUGGAUGGGGUGGCGAUGUCUGGCCGUCGCAUUUCUGGACGCGAAUGAGAAGUGACCCGUGUCUUUUCUUUCAGCGUUGUGAAAAUGCAGAUGUGGCAGGGUUCUUUCCUGGUUCAGGGCCAACAUUCAUGCUACAUGCGAUCAUCAGCCGAUGGCUCUUUCAGCCGCACCCCCACAUUCAUGACCUUGAAAAGGACAUUCUGAAGCAGUAUCCAGCUUGGUCAAGGCCCACGGUGUCUCUUCACAUAAGGCGAACAGACAAGGAACAAGAAGGUAAGGAUCUUAUUGCGAUUACCUUACAACUGAUUAUUCACUCUUCUUACCUUGUACACUCUCUGCAGAUCCUUUCUGGAGGCUUAAUGGUCACCAGUACCGAGGCUUGAGCAACUACACAAAUGCCAUCGAAACUUCAGCAGCAAAUCUGAGCAUGCAUUGGAACAGCCUCUUCAUCAUGAGCGACAGUCAGACUGUCAUCAAGAAUAUGGAGAGCUAUGUGUCUACUAUUCCAGAGGGCCCACUGCUCAUGUAUGACAACUUGACUGACAGAACGGUUCUGGAAAGGGUUGGUGGACAUGUGAAUGUCCCUGCAGAUGAGAAGAGAGGCAUUCAGGAUCAUUUUCUCGCAAGCUUCUCCCUGGCAUACAAGAUCAGCGACCAUGCUAUUGGCACAAUUUCCUCGAAUGUGUUUCGAGUCCUGGUGCAGCUCCUGGGAGCUGAGAGGAAGAUGGUGCAGACUGAAACGGUUGGCCCUCUGGCUACUUCCUUGGACACCCCUGAAGGAUGGGCAGGAUAGUACUGCUCUUUGUGAAGGAUGCACAUGAGCCAUCAAAUUCUGAAACAAAUGUGAGCAGUCAACCGUUCAGAAAUGGAUGUGCCUUUCGCGAUC
Closterium sp. NIES-67 is the source of this 1699-nucleotide messenger RNA. Lineage: Eukaryota; Viridiplantae; Streptophyta; Zygnematophyceae; Desmidiales; Closteriaceae. The record is from the annotation of a GenBank genome assembly.